AAAAUACCAGCGAUCCCACAGCAGUGCCGAGCGAACCUUGAACAAAAUCCUUCAGCUGUCCAGCGGGCAACGAACGGCACGGCACGGUCGCCCCAGAGUAGCAGUAAAGUUAGCUCGUCUGUUUCGGAAGCCGCUUGCCACACACUUUGUGCAACAGGAUCGGAACAACACCAACGGUUGGCAGUGCACAGGCAAAUCAUUCAAGCUCUAUGUAAGCUUCCGGAACGAAGCAAGCAGGGAUUCCCCCAGUUGGUGGCCGUCGUCGUGUGUUGCAUUUUUCGUUCGCGCUUCCGCAAUGGACAAAGAACAGGAAGUUUUGCUCAAUGCGUUCGUGAUAGCCAAGAAGCGGUAUCGUGUGUUUUACAAUGCGGGCAUCCUCGUGUGGGAAGAUGAAUCGUCCAAGAAAGCUAAAACCACCGUACCGAUAACGGACGUACUGUCGGUGGCGGUAUCGAAACACCCGCACGCGAAUGGCAAACAAUGGAUGGGCAAACGCAGCAGCAAAGCACCACCACCACCAUCACCAACGGCGCCACCGAUCGCACGAAACGAUGCCCACGGCAGCCUGGACAGCGAUCGUAUUCCGGUGCUGUCCGGCUCGACCACAACCAACACGCUCGCGACGAACGCCAGCAACAACAUUCCGCACCAUCACAGCAACCGAGGUAGCCUGAAUGAAUUAUCCGACUCACAUGACGAUCGCCGGGAUACCAGCGACUACUUCGAUGGUGGGAUUCAGGCUGGCAAUUUUAAUUACCUUAUCCUUCACUACGCCGCGCUCGUCUGUGCAAAAACUAGCCGAUGGCGUGUGAAGUCCGUCGCGCUGCACAACAGCGAACAGCGCAUCGUGGAACUGUGGUACAAUCGGCUCUCGAGUGACCUUCGAGAUCAAAACCGGCCGAAAAAUUUGCUGCUCUUCCUAAACCCGUACGGGGGCAAAAAGAAUGCGCUGGCACUGUACGAGCGGUUCGCCAAACCGUUGUUCCGGUUGGCGCAGGUGGACAUUAAUCUCAUUAUAACGCAACGUGCCCAGCAGAUCUACGACAUCGUCACCUCGAAGAGCAUCGUGCUGGACAACUACGAUGGGCUGGUUUGCUGCGGUGGCGACGGUACGUUUGCCGAACUGUUCAACGGCUUGGUCACGCGCACGAUGAUGGAUUGCGGCAUCGAUGUGAAGCAUCCACCGUUCCUACCGAAACCAAACAUUCCAAUCGGCAUCAUUCCGGCGGGCAGUACCGAUACGGUGGCAUGCUGUCUGAACGGUACCACCGACAUAAAGACCUCGAUCAUACACAUCAUACUGGGGCAGCACAGUGGCCUUGACAUAUCCGCCGUCUACGGUGCGGAUGCAGUGGCGCAGGAUGACGAUGGUUCUCCGUCCCUGGGAGGCAAACCGCGGCGACCCGAGCUGUUGAAGCUGUUCGCGAGCGCCCUCUCGUACGGCUACCUGGGCGACAUUGCGUACGACAGUGAGAAGUAUCGGUGGAUGGGACCGAAGCGAUACGAUUAUUCCGGCUUUAAGAAAUUUCUCGCCAAUCGAGGCUACAGCGCAGAAAUUGUAGUGCAUCUCGAUCGGCGGGGAAAGCAAGACCCGAACGACGGUGUCCGCUGUCUGGAUCAGUGCAGCCGCUGCAAAAAGGCUCUCUGCAGUAGUCAGGUGGGCAGUGAAGCUGGUGCCGAGCCGGACGACACCGAACCGCUGGUGGUGCGGGGCAAGUUUCUUAUGGUAAGCGGUGCCAACAUUUCGUGCUCGUGCGAACGAAGCCCGCAAGGAUUUUCACCCUUCUGCCACCUGGGUGAUGGAUUGCUCGAUUUGGUGCUUGUGCGCCAUACGUCCAUGCUGAACAACCUUCGCCUGCUGCUGACAAUGACAUCGAAAACGAAGAAACUGAGUGAGCUACCGUUCGUGGAAGUUUAUCGUACGAAGGAGUUCCGGUUCACGGCGAACGGGCAGCAGCAGCAGCAGGGUGAUACGAAUGGAGGUGAAGUGGCACCGGCACUAUCCUCGGAAAUGCUGAAACGGCGCUCGAAAUGGAACUGUGAUGGAGAAGUGUUGCUCGAUACGAACAUUAUUGUUGAAUCCAAUUGCCAGUUAAUACGAGUGUUUCGCCGUGGAAUUCUACCUAGUGGCGGUCACGGUGGAAAUACGCUGGAUACGGACGAUAAGGAUGCCUGCUGUUUCGGUCUGUGCAACUAAUGCCCGGGGCCUGGGUGUAUCUUUGGUGGGUAGUAUUAAUCAAACGUUUGAUUUUAAGCUUUAGACGACCAACCUCCAAGUAUUCAAUUUAGGAGAUUCAAAUUUUCCCCCUUGUGUCUUUUAUACGAUGGUGGCGAAAUUGUUUUCUGUCCCCGUCACACGCUAUCUUAGUUCCUUUUUGUUUUAUUCUUCUGAAGCUGUAUCGUAAACGAUAAACUGUGAUCAUAUCUUUAUUAUUAAUCUUAUUGUCCUAUUAUCCUGCUGCUGGGGUGCAUACUAACACUGCUAGAAGGGAGCUAGUGGAGUGGAAACCGACAACUAUUUUGUAUGGGUUGGGUUAGAUUAGACGACGACGUCCUCAUUGCUGUUUUAAACGUUAAACAUCUUGCCGAGAUUCUUAUGUUUGUAAGAAACGCGUAAGCAAUUUUCUAGGGUUUGUGCAACGGACAAUAUCAUUAUGCGAGUAGCCGUAGUGGUGCUGAGUGGUCGACUAGCGAGUAAGAAUCAUCAUCAUACCGAGGACUUGACGAACCCUUGCAUUUGCUCAAUCGGAAAACGGUGUUGAAGACUUAUUUGUUCGCCUCAUUUGGACAACAGUCACUGGCACGGGUCACGGUCACACUGGCUGGACAGGGCUGUUGGCGAGCUCAAACAAACUUGAUGGUGGUAUACGAUGCUAGGGCAAACGAAAUCGUGGAUGCUGAACGCAAACACGAAACAACAGAACGGAACCAUUUGCUUAAUGAUUUUCACAUAAUCAUAACAUAAUCUACGGUUCCAUCGGGCAUGGCAAUAGGUCAGGGUUCUUUGUAGUAAUGUGCAUUAAUCCGAUCCGACUGUAGAAAAGCAAUAUUGGGUGGUGUUAUAGAGCAGUAUUGAGAUUCGUUGUGUACCUUGGCCACGGCAACAACCCUCGAAGCAUUCCAACGUCCAUCAAAAAGCCUUAAUUUCCCCUGCUACCUUCCAACCAGGAACGAACAAGCAAUAGAAAGCAAUAAUGUUAAAUCAAUUAAUCGCAAAACCCUACCCCAAUUCAAAUCUAGAUAGAAAUUGGGGCGAAAAACUAUUCUAUGCAGUAAUAUCGAUAAAGCAGCAAAAUAUUGUGAUUUAUUUCGAUUCUGAUGGGCAUGAUAUGACCACAAAAACGCACCGGAACAGAAUCAGACAAAGACUUGAACGCUCAUUCCUAUAUCGCAGUUGGGAGGGGCGGGCGCACAGUGCUGCCUUAGAGAGUGGGAAAACUUUAAAUUUAAAUGUAAACUCGGUGUACAUUCUUUACUAAACUGUUGUGAACAAAAGAAAAAAGGGAUUGAGGGGACCUAGGAACUGUUAUGCUCAACAUGCUAAUAAAGCCAAUUUUCCUAACUAGGUGUGUUUUCUGGGUGCAUUUACAAGUACAAGAAGGUGCUUGUGUUUUGCUUUAA
Anopheles stephensi (Asian malaria mosquito) is the source of this 3621-nucleotide messenger RNA. Its product is annotated as ceramide kinase. Bases 296 to 2197 code for a protein of 633 amino acids. Gene Ontology annotation, molecular function: kinase activity. The transcript has 8 exons. The record is from RefSeq and is a predicted model, not a curated record. NCBI's taxonomy places the organism in Eukaryota, Metazoa, Arthropoda, Insecta, Diptera, Culicidae.